Molecule: messenger RNA, 1676 nt
Organism: Vitis riparia (riverbank grape)
Lineage: Eukaryota; Viridiplantae; Streptophyta; Magnoliopsida; Vitales; Vitaceae
Exons: 11
Coding region: 86-1228 (380 amino acids)
Cellular component (GO): endomembrane system
Source: RefSeq, a predicted model, not a curated record
CGACGUUGCUCUCUUCUUCGACCUCAUUUCCUAGCCCCUUCUCCCCAGUCCCCAGAAAGCACAGAUCCAUCUCUUCCUAUAUUCAAUGGAUUGUUGUAUCUCAAAGGGUUUCUCACUUCUUCUGAUCUUCUCGCUUCUCUGUAUACAAUCUAGGGCGGGGGCUAGCGGCUCCAUUUUUUUCCUUGAUUCUCCAACUCAUCCGUUUCUUCGGCCUCGUUCUUCUGAUGACGCCAUGAAGGUAGAUUCAGUGUUGCUCCCUGAAGUUGGUGCAGCUGUCUCAGUCUUGCUUGGUUUUGCACCAUCAGCUACGCUUUCAGCUGCUAGUUCAUCUAAGUUAAAUGAGAUUCUCCUGCCUAAUCCAUUUGAAAGGCCUCGUUCUGUUCUUAUGCUAGAAGUCAGGGGAGUUGAAGAUCCUGAAGUUGUGGUUGAACAUGAUAACGCUCUGUUCCGCAGUGCCUUGAAGAGAGAUUUUUUUUAUGGUACUGAUAAAGCAGAAAUUCUACUUCCAGGUGAUGACAAAGUCUCUGUGGUUUCUUUGGAUGAACGCUUAAGCUUUGAUUCAGACACAAAUUGCACCGACAAAGAAAUUAGUGAUUUUGCAUCUUGGAUGGGUGGAUUAUAUGUUGCUAACGCCCUAAAGCCAUUGAAUGGCGAGUUGACCAUCCCCCUAGCUGGUGGUGCCAAUUUGAAUCUUCAUAUGUCUAAGAAAGCAGACAGAGAAUUUAUAGCUAGUCUUCUGUCUCUUAUCCACAAUAUAAAGAGGGUAAUAGAGAUGCGUCAAGAUUUAUCUGGAAGUAUGCAGAGUGCAGCUGAGCUAUUGACAGGUUGUUUUGAUGGCAUUAAGGUUCUAGAUGAGCAAUAUGGACCUAGUGGUGUUGCUCAGCAAGGAGUGGAGCUGCUGCUUACUACAUUAUCAAAGAUGUUUGGUUCAUUGCAGGUGGCAUACAAAGGUCAAAUUGUUGGAGUUAUUUCCUUUACUGGGACACCUCCAUCAUCUGAAAAAAUGUUGAAUGUGAUGUUUACUUCUCAGCCAUCUGCACGAUGGCUGGCAGAAACGGAAGAUUCUCCUGAUUUGACUGCAAUCAUGAAAAUAGCAUUGGUUAGAAAGACCCUUGCUUGGAUAACGGGAAUCAUUCUAGUCGCUUCGACUCUUUUAGGGAUCUACUUUCUUCUGAAUAUGCCACUGACGAGGGACACCCUGUUGUAUUCUAAUGUCAAGCUUGACUAAGAAUUAAUCGGAGCAUUUAUCGUAUCUUUCAAAUACCCUGGCUACCUUUGAAGGUUCUGAUUGUCAGACAUUUGUAGAUGUGCAUUCCCUAUUUGCUGUUUACAUUUUUAUUCUUCUGUGGUAUUCAACAGGUUGCUCUUGAUUCUUAGAUGCUACUCUUUUAGGCAUUAGUAGAUGGAGAAGGUUCUGGGAGCUAGCCACUAGAGAGUGGGAGAGGAGGAAAGUUGUGAUACUAAAGUGAUUCUGUUAUGAUGUGUAUUUGGUGGUUUUAUGUUUGAUUUCGCACUCUUUUGGAUUUCUAAGAUUCUGAAUAAUGAAAGAUUCAGGGAUUCCAAACCUUUUUUCUCCCUUGCUUGGAGGAAGAAUUGAAUCUGGCUUGAGUCAAGGCAUUUUUUUCAUAUUGUGUAUAUGCGUCUCUUUAUACUAAUAAAAAUACGUUGCACCUUAA